AUGGGCGCCGCCGCCGCUUAUUUGGCGUGCGUCGGCGGCGCCUCCGUCAGUCGCGGCUCUGGGCUGACGGCGCCCGAGCCGGUGGCGGCGUCCCCGCUCCGCCCGCCGUCCUCGGAGCGCCCGUCUGGCCGACCCCGAGCCGCCGCCGCCGCCGCCGCAGCAGCCCUCUCCCGGUCCGCCAUGUCGCGGAGCGGGACCCCCGGGCUGCAGGAGGAGAACCUGCAGGGCUCCUGGGUAGAAUUGCACUUCAGCAAUAAUGGGAACGGGAGCAGUGUUCCAGCCUCAGUUUCUAUUUUUAAUGGUGAAAUGGAAAAAAUACUGCUAGAUGCCCAGCAUGAGUCUGGACGGAGCAGUUCCAAGAGUUCUCACUGUGACAGCCCGCCUCGCUCACAGACCCCACAAGAUACUAACAGAGUUUCUGAAACAGAUACCCAUAGCAUCGGAGAGAAAAACAGCUCUCAGUCUGAGGAAGAUUAUAUGGAGAGAAGGAAAGAAGUUGAAAGCAUCUUGAAGAAAAACUCAGACUGGAUAUGGGAUUGGUCAAGUCGGCCAGAAAAUAUCCCCCCCAAGGAGUUCCUCUUCAGACACCCAAAGCGCACAACCACCCUCAGCAUGAGAAACACGAGCGUUAUGAAGAAAGGGGGCAUUUUCUCCGCAGAGUUUCUAAAAGUUUUUCUUCCCUCUCUGCUGCUGUCUCAUCUGCUGGCCAUUGGACUGGGGAUCUAUAUUGGACGGCGUCUGACAACCUCCACCAGCACCUUCUGAUGAAGAACUGGAAUCCAGCUUUUUUCAUGGAGCGGGAUUUAUAUCGGAGCUUGCAGCAUAGCUAACUGAAGAGCUCUCUUGGUCCUUGGCUGGCUGCACCACUUGUGUUUAUUUGUUCUGUAAAUGUGGCGUUGCUAAUUUAGUGAAAUGAAAGAUAGACACUAAAACCAUGCUAAUCUAUAAUCAUACCUAUGGGAUCAAUUAAUAAGCAUGUCAUAUUAAUAUCUACUGUAAUAAUUUGGUAGUAAAUUUUCUUUGGAUGUUAUAAAUAUCUAAGUAUGAAUAAUUUUAACAUACAAGUCAUGAUGUACGUAGUAUUUUAACAAAAAUUAUCUGCAACCUUAAUUUGGUUAGAACACUUUAUAUUUUGGAAGAAUGAAUAAUGUUGAUAUUAAAAUGACUACAUAAGGGGUUUAUCCCAAAUAAAUAUUGUGGCCUUAUAUUCACACUACUGUAGGAAAUACUAUAUUUAAGGGGGCGCAGGAUAGUGUAGUAAAGACUACACUCAGCUCUGCUCGUUGUUCUUUGUUAUGUAGUGAGUAGAACCCGGGGCACACACAGACUUGCUGUGUGGUCAGACACUGGACUGCUUGCUUUGCAGGGUGAUGGCUUCAGUCUCUGACUGUUAGUAGCCACCCUGCGUGGUCAGUCUUCUGUCCCAGGCACCUGCCAAGCUGAGUACCUUACUCUUUAUCACUCAAGGUUGCUGAAUUUAGUCUUAUCCUUUGUGUUCAGUUUUUGUGUGCUCUUAGAAUUAGCUUCAUUCUAAGGAAAUGUGUCUACUUUAAAAGACUGGAAAUAGAAAAAAAUAAACCUUUGCCAAACCUUCCUAGAUUACUUACACAUGGUUGAAAACAAAACGUCAUAAAAGCUUUUUGAUGAAACCAGGCAUAUUCCCCUCUGUCACAUUCUUUAUCUUUUCUACAGCAUGAUUUUUAAAAGGCUGUGUCUUUGAUAUACUGUAUAUAUGCUGUUGGGUAUUUGUUUGAGUUUUUCCACACUAAAUUAGUUCUGCUAAAAUAAAUAACAUUUUAAUUUUUUAA
Diceros bicornis minor is the source of this 1808-nucleotide messenger RNA. It is a transcript of the gene BNIP3, whose product is annotated as BCL2 interacting protein 3. Lineage: Eukaryota; Metazoa; Chordata; Mammalia; Perissodactyla; Rhinocerotidae. Gene Ontology annotation, biological process: positive regulation of apoptotic process; mitochondrial outer membrane permeabilization. Gene Ontology annotation, cellular component: mitochondrial envelope; nucleus; mitochondrial outer membrane. The record is from RefSeq and is a predicted model, not a curated record.